This is a messenger RNA of Vicugna pacos (alpaca), 3798 nucleotides long. Lineage: Eukaryota; Metazoa; Chordata; Mammalia; Artiodactyla; Camelidae. The record is from RefSeq and is a predicted model, not a curated record.
UUAUGGAGUCAGACGAGCAGAGAGAUGGCACGCUUCAGCAGGGUUGAUGAUGAUGGCUUUAGAGCUGUUUUCUCAGUGAAGACUGGCACGGUAUUUGCUGGCUCUUAUUUCUUGGGAACUUUGAGUCUAAAAGGCAAGGUAAGAAAGUAUCUCUAACUAGAAAAAUACAUCAAGAUUUUAAUACUAAAUAAAGGUGGAAUGCUCAGGACUGUGUGUGGAAUGUUAUAUGAGUAAGGAAAUACAGUUUAAAGAGAAAAAACGGUUAUUGGCAGGCAUUUAAAGGGAGUUAUGGGAAGAGCAUGAAGAUAGAAAAGCAUUCGAAGAGUUAGGGACAAGGGAAUUAACACCAGACUUGCUUCCCGACCUACCUGAAGAACUUGUAAACCUAUAUAAACGUAACACAUAAAGCAACAUUUUGCAAAAAGUGUUAAGAACAGAGACUAAGCUAAGAAGCUAAGUGCAGAAGAGAUGAAGAGUAAAGUAUCGAUCAGAAGUCUAGGUAGUCAGGGAAAGCUUCCUGGGAGGAGAUGGCUUGUCAUCUGCCUUUGAAGGAGCCCAGGAGGACACACAGAGAGGAGGUGCCAGGAAAAGUUCCGUGGAGAAGGGAAGACCUGAGGAUGGCACCACUAACCGGCGUGUGUAUGUCUCCCUUUCUUUUCCUUGCUCCCUUCUUCCCCCCCCAUAGCUUGGAAGCUCGAAGGCUGGCUGUGGCCAUGGGAGACACAGUAGUGGAACCUGCCCCCCUGAAGCCAACUUCUGAGCCCACUUCUGGCCCACCGGGGAAUAAUGGGGGCUCCUUGCUAAGCGUCAUCACGGAGGGGGUCGGGGAACUGUCGGUGAUUGACCCAGAGGUGGCCCAGAAGGCCUGCCAGGAGGUGCUGGAGAAAGUCAAGCUUUUGCAUGGAGGCGUGGCCGUCUCUAGCAGAGGCGCCCCGUUGGAGUUGGUCAAUGGGGAUGGUGUGGACAGUGAGAUCCGCUGCCUGGAUGAUCCACCUGCCCAGAUAAGAGAAGAGGAAGAUGAGAUGGGGGCCACAGUGACCUCGGGCACAACCAAGGGAGCAAGAAGGCGGCGGCAGAACAACUCAGCCAAACAGUCUUGGCUGCUGAGGCUGUUUGAGUCAAAACUAUUUGACAUCUCCAUGGCCAUUUCGUACCUGUAUAACUCCAAGGAGCCUGGAGUGCAAGCCUACAUCGGCAACAGGCUCUUCUGCUUUCGUAAUGAGGACGUGGACUUCUAUCUGCCUCAGCUGCUUAACAUGUACAUCCACAUGGAUGAGGACGUAGGCGAUGCCAUCAAGCCCUACAUAGUGCACCGCUGCCGCCAGAGCAUUAACUUUUCCCUCCAGUGUGCCCUGUUGCUCGGGGCCUACUCUUCAGACAUGCACAUUUCCACUCAGCGACACUCCCGUGGGACCAAGCUACGGAAGCUGAUCCUCUCAGAUGAGCUGAAGCCGGCUCACCGGAAGAGGGAGCUGCCCUCCUUGAGCCCAGCCCCCGACACAGGGCUGUCUCCCUCUAAAAGGACUCAUCAGCGCUCGAAGUCCGAUGCCACCGCCAGCAUCAGUCUCAGCAGCAACCUGAAACGAACAGCCAGCAACCCGAAAGUGGAGAAUGAGGACGAGCCCGUCAGACUGGCUCCUGAGCGAGAAUUCAUCAAGUCCCUGAUGGCGAUUGGCAAGCGGCUGGCCACGCUCCCCACCAAGGAGCAGAAGACACAGCGGCUGAUCUCAGAGCUCUCCCUGCUCAACCAUAAGCUCCCUGCCCGAGUCUGGCUGCCCACCGCCGGCUUUGACCACCACGUGGUCCGCGUGCCCCACACCCAGGCUGUUGUCCUCAACUCUAAGGACAAGGCUCCCUACCUGAUCUACGUGGAAGUCCUUGAAUGUGAAAAUUUCGACACCACCAAUGUCCCUGCCCGGAUCCCUGAGAACCGAAUUCGGAGCACCCGGUCUGUGGAGAACCUGCCCGAAUGCGGCAUCACCCACGAGCAGCGGGCGGGCAGCUUCAGCACGGUGCCCAACUAUGACAAUGACGACGAGGCCUGGUCGGUGGACGACAUAGGCGAGCUGCAGGUGGAGCUCCCUGAAGUGCACACCAACAGCUGUGACAACAUCUCUCAGUUCUCUGUGGACAGUAUCACCAGCCAGGAGAGCAAGGAGCCCGUGUUCAUUGCAGCAGGUGACAUCCGACGGCGGCUUUCGGAGCAGCUGGCCCACACCCCCACAGCCUUCCGACGAGAUCCAGAAGACCCUUCUGCGGUUGCUCUCAAAGAGCCCUGGCAGGAGAAAGUGCGGCGCAUCAGAGAGGGCUCCCCCUAUGGCCAUCUCCCCAAUUGGCGGCUCCUGUCCGUCAUUGUCAAGUGUGGGGAUGACCUUCGGCAGGAGCUGCUGGCCUUCCAGGUGCUGAAGCAACUGCAGUCCAUUUGGGAACAGGAGCGAGUGCCCCUGUGGAUCAAGCCAUACAAGAUUCUCGUGAUUUCGGCCGACAGUGGCAUGAUUGAGCCAGUGGUCAAUGCUGUGUCCAUCCACCAGGUGAAGAAACAGUCACAGCUCUCCUUGCUCGAUUACUUCCUGCAGGAGCAUGGCAGUUACACCACUGAGGCAUUCCUCAGUGCCCAGCGCAAUUUUGUGCAAAGUUGUGCUGGCUACUGCUUGGUCUGCUACCUGCUGCAAGUCAAGGACAGACACAACGGGAACAUCCUGCUGGACGCAGAAGGCCACAUCAUCCACAUCGACUUCGGCUUCAUCCUGUCCAGCUCGCCCCGAAACCUGGGCUUUGAGACGUCAGCCUUUAAGCUGACCACAGAGUUUGUGGAUGUGAUGGGUGGCCUGGAUGGGGACAUGUUCAACUACUACAAGAUGCUGAUGCUGCAGGGGCUGAUUGCUGCUCGGAAGCACAUGGAUAAGGUGGUGCAGAUCGUGGAGAUCAUGCAGCAAGGUUCUCAGCUUCCUUGCUUCCAUGGCUCUAGCACCAUCCGCAACCUCAAGGAAAGGUUCCACAUGAGCAUGACUGAGGAGCAGCUCCAGCUGCUGGUAGAGCAGAUGGUGGACGGCAGCAUGCGGUCUAUCACCACCAAGCUCUACGACGGCUUCCAGUACCUCACGAACGGCAUCAUGUGACGUGCCCACCCCGGCCCUGGAGCAGCAGGGCACUCGGGGUCCUCCCUGGGAAGGCCCUUGGAGAAACCCUGAACCAGGAAGCCCCGCCACCCAACCAUCCACCCAAGGGAAGUGGAAGGCAAGAAAUACGAAGGAUCAUGUGGUAACCGUAGAGCUUGCCAGGGGGUGGGAGAGCCAGCCACAGGGUCCCCGCCGCCCUCCCUCCACCCCCUCCCCAGGCUGUGUCAGUAUUACCGCCUGACAGACUCCAGAGAAUAGAGGUGACAAAUGUGAGGGACACUGAGGCCUUUCUUCUCGCCAGGGUCCGAGAGAUUCUUUCCACAGGCCAUCCUCUUAAUCUGUUCUGGGUCCCAGGAAGGGGGCAAGAGUAGGUUCUUGGUACUUAGGACUUGACCCUGUGGUUGGCCUUUGGCCAUGCUGCUGCCCGACUCCGUCCCCUCCCAGGGACUGACCCCUAGCCCGAGAUCCCCUCGGUGGGUGGGCUCUCGCAUAGGGUCCUGCACUUGCUAAGGUUCCCCAUCCCAGGGGCUAGGAAGGGAAUUAUCACGGCCCCUCCAGUCUGAGGGUAUUGGCCUAGCCAGGGGAAUUCCUUGCCCUGAUCCCUUCCCCACAUCCAGGGAAACAACUCUCAAUUUUUUAUUUUUAAUUUUUGUUUGAAAUAAAGUCCUUAGUUAGCCAU